AUGAGCGAGAUGUCAAUUACCACUGCACUCUUGGGUUUUGUCCCGGGUGCGGUAGGAGGCGUCUGCAACGUCUUUGUUGGACAUCCUAUAGAUCUCAUUAAAGUUCGUCAACAAAUCGGCACCGCGACGGCGUCCACUGCUUCUACUACUGCUCCGUCUAGACAGUCGUCGAUGAUGCCUAUCCGUAACGGUGUCGGCACGCUGGGUAUGUUGCGCUCGAUUGCCCAUGCGGAAGGACUUGCUGGCCUGUACGCCGGUGUCACUGCCCCACGACUCGCGGUCGUACCCGCCUUUGCCAUAACCUUUUCCAGCUACGAAGCUGCGAAAGCCUGGCAAUUGCGGCGCCGCGCAACAUUCCAAUCAUCCCCCCAAGCCGUUUUGACACUCAAAGAAAGCGCUAUUGCUGGCGGCUGCUCUGGAGUACCGCUCGCUCUCGUAAUUGGCCCCUUGGAACGGAUCAAAUGUCUCAUGCAGAUUGACAAAUCGCAAUAUUCAACAUUCUCCUCCAGUCUACAGUCGGUCUAUCGAGAUGGCGGUUUACGGUCUGUCUUUCGCGGCACAGGCUUGACCAUUCUCCGUGAUGUACCCGGGAACGCUGCUUAUUUUGCUGGAUACGAGUCCACGCAGCGCACUCUACGAUUAAGUGAGCCGUCCCUACCGGACGUUCUCGUCACGCUUUUGGCCGGCGGCAUGGCCGGAGUCGCCAACUGGAUUGUCGCCAUUCCUAUGGACGUUAUCAAGUCACGAUGGCAGACGGCCCCGACAACGCGAUACCGGAAUUAUCAGCAUGUGUUGCAGGAUCUCCUUGCCCGAGAAGGCCCAGCUGCCCUCUUCAAGGGACUCGGGCCUGCACUCCUACGGGCGUUCCCAGCCAACGCGGCCUGCUUACUUGGCGUCGAAACCGUCAAGACGCUGCUGUCGUAAAAUGUCGGAACACGGCUUGCGAUACAAUGAUACAAUGUAAAGGGGUAUAGAACGAACCGAAAACGUCACUGUGGUCGCAUGUAGAUACCGAAAAAGCAACACAAGAAAAAAGUCUUUUUUUACAGGAUAUGUGACUAUAAUCGUCAUUGACGCCCUGCCCUGCUCAUAAUGGACUUCGGUGGAUUGGGAUGAAAGUAAGAGAAUAGAGGUAUACAUAAAAUUUCUACCCGGAGU
This is a messenger RNA of Phaeodactylum tricornutum CCAP 1055/1, 1158 nucleotides long. RefSeq lists its product with no specific name. Gene Ontology annotation, molecular function: O-acyl-L-carnitine transmembrane transporter activity. Gene Ontology annotation, biological process: mitochondrial transport; carnitine transmembrane transport. Lineage: Eukaryota; Bacillariophyta; Bacillariophyceae; Surirellales; Neidiaceae. The transcript is spliced from 3 exons. Bases 1 to 924 code for a protein of 307 amino acids. The record is from RefSeq and is a predicted model, not a curated record. Gene Ontology annotation, cellular component: mitochondrial envelope.